Molecule: messenger RNA, 1695 nt
Organism: Ustilago hordei
Lineage: Eukaryota; Fungi; Basidiomycota; Ustilaginomycetes; Ustilaginales; Ustilaginaceae
Exons: 1
Coding region: 1-1695 (564 amino acids)
Source: RefSeq, a predicted model, not a curated record
AUGAGUGCAGACCAAGGUAGCGAUGCUUCGCGGAACAAAAUACCAGUGACGCUCCAGGCGCCGCGAUUCUCUUCUUACAAUCCGCCGGCUUCCGCUUCAGCAAGUGCGGAACGACGCCACCAACCCGACGAGAAUGACUCGCAGACUUCGACACGGAAGAGACGGCCUUCUCACAAUGAUGAAGGCGAUUCAAGCGGCAAGCACAAGAAGCGGCGUCACAAACGGUCCCACAGGCAACGCGAAUGCGAAUCGGACAGGCACCAUCGCCCAAAGCGGCAGCGCUCUCGCUCGCCAACUCCUUCCAUUCCCGCAGCGUCAGAGCGAAUCGAAGGUGCUCGCGCCUCCCACCAAAUCCCUUCGUUCGAUCGAGAUCUCUUUUUCACCGACACCACAGGUGAUGUGGAUGCUCUUGUCUACGGACCCGAUAAGUCCAAGAUUCCAAAAGCUCAUCGAGCAUCCCGGUCACAAAUCUUAGGCUACACAAAACAAGAUCCCGCUGCCUCAGCUUCUACGAGCAAAGGAAGUCCCGCAGAUGCCGAGCUUGUUGCGGAAAAGUCCCCUGAGUCAUCAACUCUUGACCAACUCAAGAUCCGAUCGCAGGGCCGACAGGUUGGAAUGCCAGAUCUUCCCAUCGAACUUCUCCAUAGAGUCUUGGUCCUCUCACGCUCAAGCAGCUUUCCAAUGACUUGCCGCUACUUCCGACAAGCGUGUCAUCAGGCCAGUAUCGAGCAGAAGGUGGACUACGUUCUGGGUAGGUGGGUCGAUCACUAUAUCGCUUACACGACAAACAACCCGUGUCAAGCCAAGCAUAAGUCUUGCAGGCGAUUAACGAGUCGCCUCGCCUCACUCUACAAGUAUCGCAAUCCUUCAUGGUUCGACUUUUUCAGUGCUAUAUCCGCCACCGACUGCACGGUUCAGACCAUCCGCACGGCAAACCUCGACAUCGUGACAUUCGCGGCGGAGGUUGGCAUCUGCUCUGCGGCCGUUCUUGACCGGCUGGUCCCAGAAGCGUCCGCUUCGUCGCUCCCGCGUGCUUUUCUCCCUCGAUCGAUUCAUCCUACGGGUUCUGUUUCGUCGCCACAGUUGCCAAAGAGACUAUUCCGUCGCAUUGAUCACCCAGGCGUCGACGCCAAGCCGUCGUCGGAGCAAUCAGCGCAGGAGUCUGCAACGUCUGAUCAGACACAGCCAAAGAAGAAAAAACGUCGCCACGAGACCGCCAAUGCCGACGUGGACAUCGGUCCCAUGCCCAGCGCUGACGAACUCCAGCUUAUGUUCACAAUGAUCAUCCAGUACGGUGCGGAUGCAUCUUCGCACCAGGGCUUCCCGCUCGCAAUGGCUGUUCAUCGUCGGUCUUACUCCCUUGUCCAUCUUCUGCUCCUGUUCGGCGCGGAUCCUGCGCGCAAAGAAGGGUUGGCUGUGCAGAUUGCGAUUCGCAACGGUUUCCUCGAGAUUCUGCGACUCCUCGUUUCAGGCCCGUGCAUCGACGCUGAUGCAGCACAAUCACAAUCACGUCUGAUUCCUGCUGGCUAUACCCUACCACAACAACUAGGCUCACAGCCUUUUCAGCUUGAUCAAUCACAUCUGCGCCUAGCCAUCCAAUCCCGUCAAUGGGGCAUUGUCGACUUCAUUUGGCACGAAAAGAAAGUUUCUCCCGACAUCGCCUGUCUACGCCUCAUUGAGAAGCUCAGACAUUAG